GUGGCGUCUGGAGCGGCACGCGGGAGUGCGGGGAGGCGCGCUCGCAGCAGCGUUGUCCGUACUUUGUGCACAUUGGGCUCGUUCCCCGUCACAAGCGGGAACAGUGUCAUUGACAAGGAUAGUCAGCGGCACAUCGUCAGGGGCAGUACCUCCCAAAUACAGACAAGAUGGCUGGCAGCUAUGGGGUAUACGAUUUGAGGUUCUCCAACAUUUCGGCGGCGCUGAGCACGUGCGGCGAGUUGCACGACAACACCACGCUGCCCUACUUCCAAUGCCUCUGCUCGGGCCUGGUGGAUAAGUACGUCGUCCGUGCCAAGUACUUCUUCUGCAAGAAAGCCGGCGAGCUUGAAAAGGAGGCCUCGGCCGAGACCACGCGGCAGGUCGGCGCGACUAUCGGCAUCAUCCUGGCCGUCUGCGCGCUGCUGGCCAUCCUCAUCUUCGUGUACAGGCGGUUCAAGCCCCAGAUUCUUGCAAAGACUCGGGCGGCAUUCUCUCACUGUGGCAUGAAGAACCACUACGACUCAUGCACCCGGAUGUUCUGCGUUUGCUGCCAGAAGCACUCAACCAAAAGACUCGACGAGCGUGGGAACGAACUGCCGUCCAACCAGAACCUGUCCGGCCAGCCCACCAGCCGCUGCGGCAACCUCUGCUACAGCGACGCCUGCCUCAGCGCCAUGGAGUUCAUCUGCGACUGCGACUGCUUCCGCACGCGCAAGGCGCCCAAGUACAUGGUGCCCAUCCUUGGGAAGCCUCGGUCGCGGUCGGGCCAGCCCUCCAGCGAGCCGUCGGAGGAGCCCGUGGUGGAGCUGCAGCCGCCGCGGCGCAUGCGCUCCGUGCGCAAGGCACCGCCGCCGCCGAUGCCGAAGAUGCCCGACGCGCCCGGCUUCGACCCGGACCAGAGGGCAGCCGGCACGUGGCGCCCGCCGGGUCCCCCGUACCAGCGGCCGACCGCGCCGCCGCCGCCCGGUCCGGCGCACCACGCGUACGGCGAGCCGCACGGACCUUCAUCGUCGGCCAUGUUCCAGCCGCCGCAGUACGACGACCUGUUCCAGGCUGGGCCGUCCGACCCGUCGCUGAACAGGGGAGGCCCCCUGCGCGUCUCCAAGGAGUUCACCGCCCAGCUGAACCAGGCCAUGGCCGGCCGGCGCUGGCCCUCCGAGAGCGAGAUAUAGAGGAGCCUCAGCGGCGCUCCCAGUCCGGGCCCCGUGUCACACGAGCUUCCAGACCGGCCGGUCGGUCGGCCGUCGUCACGACGCCAGCAGAGCCCACAGGGCCGGUCCAGUGCGUGGACCGUAAUGCCCGCCUCCACGGCCACACGCACCCGAGAGUCGUCAGCUUCGCGGACCAGGCGUCAGGCGAUGGCACCGCCCGGAGGCGCUCGGCCUGUGCGCGGUGGCGGGGUCAGGGCGGUGACCUGAUGGGCAAAGAAUCUCCUUGAGGCAUGGUGGUCUCGUGACGUCCGCCGUGCCCAGCGGUCCCCGUGCGUCGGAGGGGAGAACAUGGAGCGGGACGGAGGGGCGCGCUGCCGUCCUCGUGCGCGGCAGCGGCGGCAGCGGAGUAACGGCAGCAGGUCGCCGCGGGGCGCCUCUAUGUGCCGUGUCAUCACUGAAUGGUCGAGGAUGUAGUAGACGUGGGGCAGCUCUCUGUUAAAAAGAGUGGCCAUCAGUGGAAAGGAAUCUCUCCGAUUCCACCCACCACUGCCGAAGGCUACAUGUAGCACGCUUUUUACAUCAGCAUGUACCGGUGUGCGUUGCUCUGAACUCAUGAUUCGCCAACAAGGCUGAUUGCUGUGCGUUCUGGGAGGGGGCGAGGGAGGAGAUGGCAAAAUCUGACCGACCGCCCUGUUUACGCAAAAUGUACCGCAAACUAAACUUCACUAGUAAACGACUUUUUGUGCAUUUCCAACAAGAGAACAAGGCGUCAAGCAAACCGUAAAGCAUUCGGCCAGCAACUGUUUUCAGAUAUAGCUUGGCAAGUCAUCCCACGCCUCCCCCGCGCGGGCACCCACCGGCCAUCGGACCACAGCGCCGGGCAAGCCCUCGCGGCACGACACAGCACAGCUGCCGUCGAACGGAGGUUCACGGCCGUCCAGAGAUGCGUCUUCCCGACGAAGCUCUAGAAAGAGGCUGUGUUGCCGCCCGGACCUGUCGCUGGCGCCCGGUUCGGAUUCGGCCGCGCCAUGUGGUUAUCGUCGGCCAGAAGCGGGCGCCUUCGUUUGCCGGCCGGUCCGGGG
Messenger RNA from Pollicipes pollicipes, 2233 nucleotides. RefSeq lists its product as uncharacterized. NCBI's taxonomy places the organism in Eukaryota, Metazoa, Arthropoda, Thecostraca, Pollicipedomorpha, Pollicipedidae. The record is from RefSeq and is a predicted model, not a curated record. The transcript is spliced from 6 exons. Bases 168 to 1172 code for a protein of 334 amino acids.